CCAGCCAAAAAACUCACAAAAUUUCCCUCCCAUUUGCCGUUUGGUGAGGAAAAUCAAGAAUACUCCUAAUACUUAAGGUUUGGAUGUAAGCAGUUCUCUCUCUAAGUAGAAAUAGAGUUGAAAAAAUGGGUAAGCAGCAGAAGAGAGACAGAAGCAAUCUCAUUGUUUUGACGGGAGCCGCUGCUCUUCUCGCUAUUGCUGUCAACUUUGCUAUCUCCGCCAUCAACAGCAAGCAUCGCAAGAAAAAAGAGAUUCCAGGUUCAAAUGUUCGAGUGAAUUUAACUGCUUCUGAAAUUCUGAAAUUAGCGGAAAGCAUAAUUAAGAAAUCGAAGCAAGUUCAUGAUGCUGUUGCUUCAGUUCCACUUGACAAGGUUGCCUAUGUAAAUGUGAUAUUGCCAUUAGCAGAUUUAGAGGCACAGCAGUUCCCCUUAAUACAGUCAUGUGUUUUUCCUAAAUGGUUAUCAGCUUCAGAGGAUGUACGCAAAGCUAGUGCUGAAGCAGAGAGAAAAAUAGAUGCUCACAUUUCAAUGUGCAGGAAGCGUGAGGACAUAUACAGAGUUGUCAAAGCUUUAACAGUAACAGGGGAUGGAUUGAGUACUGAUGCUAAAAACUUUACCCACUUCCUGGUUCGAGAAUUUGAAAGGAAUGGCGUGAAUCUGACCUUAUCUAAGAAAGAGGAGUUGCAGCGUUUAACUGCAAAUAUUGAUGAGCUAAGCAUGCAAUACAUUCAUAAUUUGGAUGAUGAUUGUAGUUUUCUACUUUUCACUGACAUGGAGCUAGAAGGGUUGCCCCCUGAGUUUCUCAAGUUGCAGGGAAAUCGACUCAUAUUGGGAUGUGGAAAUUUUAUGCUCAGACAAAAAUUGAUUAUGAAGCUCCUGUCUAUUACCAUCUCCAAAAAAAAAAAAAAAAGAAAAGGAAAAAGAAAAAAAGAAAAGAUAAUCAAUGGCAUCAUGUAGUAGUAUAUAUGUAUAGGUUGACCAUGGCAUGCUUGAGGAAGUGUAGGGGCAGGCCAAAGAAGUAUUGGGGAGAGGUGAUUAGGCAUGACAUGUUAUUGCUUCAACUUACCGAGGACAUGACUCACGAUAGGAAGGUGUGGAGGUCGAGGAUUAAGGUGGUAGGUUGACAGAUAGUUGUGAGUUUCUCCUAGGUUUACCAGUAGUACUAGUACUAUUCUUGUAUUCUCUUAUUUGUGGUUCUUUAUUACUUGUUAUAUCAUUCGCUCCCAUUACCAUAUUACAUUACUGCUGCUGUUGUUUGUUGCUUUAUUCUUAUUGUUCCUUAAGCCGAGGGUUUAUCAGAAACAACCUCUUUGCCUUUAUAGGGUAGGGGUAAGG
This is a messenger RNA of Nicotiana tabacum (common tobacco), 1334 nucleotides long. NCBI's taxonomy places the organism in Eukaryota, Viridiplantae, Streptophyta, Magnoliopsida, Solanales, Solanaceae. The record is from RefSeq and is a predicted model, not a curated record.